Messenger RNA from Hirsutella rhossiliensis, 1047 nucleotides. RefSeq lists its product as uncharacterized. Bases 1 to 1047 code for a protein of 348 amino acids. Lineage: Eukaryota; Fungi; Ascomycota; Sordariomycetes; Hypocreales; Ophiocordycipitaceae. The record is from RefSeq and is a predicted model, not a curated record. The transcript is spliced from 2 exons.
AUGGAGACGAUGCUCGUCGAGUCGCUGGCCCCGCGUGGCGACAGCGCCGCGUGUCCCCGUGGCAAGGCCUUUUACUCGUGCGUCGGCAACCGGUUCAGCGGCUGCUGCACCACGGAUCCGUGUGAUCUGUCGGGCUGUCCCGACGACGAGGCGCGUGAAGGCGGCGCCGGCGACAGGGACAACAGCAACGACAAGAGCGGCGAUGGGAGCCGGCGGCGUCCCCCCACUGACGAGAACCUCACCGCCUCCUCGACCAAGACAGACUCCGGAAUCACGCACACCAUCCCGAACCACUCCGUCGUCACCGUCACCCGCCACACCGUCGUCUUCUCCGAGGCCCCGUCGUCGACCACCUCGUCUACGACAACCCUGUCCUCGCAGGAGGCGACGCCUCUCACCUCGGACCACGCUCCAGCCACCACGGCCGUGGCUCCCGCUCCUUCAGCGACGUCGUCGACGCGCGUCGAGACGAGCGCAGCUGGCUCCACCAAGGACGGCGAGGCCGCUGGCUUUUCGUCGGGGGCGAUCGUCGGCACCGUCGCCGGCGGCAUCGUCUUGGGCGUCGUCCUCGUCGUCCUCGUCGUCGCGUGCCGGCGUCGUAAUCGCAACCGAGCCGCGUCCGAAGCCGACUCCGCAGCUGCCUUUCCGGACGGCCUGGGGGGGUCCAACGAUGCAGAGAAGCCGCAUGGGCAGCAGCAGUACCAGCCGCCAAUGUCGGCCCACACCACCGGUAGCAGCGAUCCCUUUGCCCCCUUUGGAGGCCGCGCCGACGUGCCACCGGAUCCGUACCGUCCGCCGAGCGGCACCUUCGAGAUGGACGGCGCCGGCAUGGCCCCGGUGGAGCUGCCCGCCGAGCCCGCCACGCCCUCGCAUGCCCUCGGUCCCCGGCAACCGCGGCAGACGUACCGGGCCUACGGCCCGGCCGGCGACCCUGCGACGGACCCGCGAGCCAACCUCAACUCCCUCAAGACCGACAGCGGGCACGCCGCGUACAUCAAUCACUGGGACCAGUGGAAGGCUCUCGGCGGCGGAGGGGACAAGUCGUGA